UACCACUCGCUUUCCCAUCGAUUUCCGCUCGAGGCGCCAACAGUCCACGAAAGUUUGCGCCCUCUACCCCAGACCAUCUUCAGCGACCGGCCACGCCCACACCAGCGGCCAUAUCCACCCGCCGCCCACGAUCCAACAGCAGGCCAUACGAAUACAAGCAACAACUAGUGUGUUGUAAAACCGCCCGUCCUGGCUUCGCAACGAGAUCUUCGCCGGUCAUACUUGGCCGGCUCGCAACCCAUCUCGAGCUUUGACGGAACAUACGGCGCCGGCCCUCACUACCGGGACAGCGCUAUGAUGGCAACCGGUAUUGCCAACAGCUCCAGCCGGAGCAAGACGAACCUUUUCUCAACAGAGUUUCUCGCGUCAAAGUGGGCGAAACUCUUCUUUUUCGUUGUCGGCCUGCAGGCGCUAGUAUGCUCAGCUUUCGAGGCAUACGUGUUCGGGAGGUUCCAGUUCAGUCUUAAAUAUCAGGAAAGCGAAAGCAUCGACGACAGGCUGAAGUCGCAAUACCGCACCAUCCCGACCUUCCUAACGCUCUUCAUUUUCGGAUUCAUCUACGUUCUGAUCCUGACAUGGGACGCCCUGCGGCUCAAGAACACGAUUCAAGUGAUCGGCCUCUGCAUCGCCAACCUGGCCAUCUUCGUCUACACCAUCCUCCAGAUAGAUCAGAUUAACAAUUCGAUCAAUCGGUUGCUGGAUGCCGGCGCUAUUAAGCCGGACGAUGAGGACAGGAAUGUGUGGGCGCUGUGCAGGCCGUUCCUCGUCGCCGUACCCGCCGUCGUUGGCGUGAUCACUGUCGCCAUGGGCGCUAUCGCUUACCAGCUCUACCGCGAGUUCGCCUGGGAUAUCCUGAAGCAGAUUGGCGCCGACUACCGCAUGAAGAAACGCUUCCUGCACUACCAGAUUUACAUCGCUCUGCUGAAGUUCGAUUUCUUCUUCUUCCUCGGCUUCACGGUGCAGUUUCUCGUCAUCGUCAAUGGCCUCAGCAAGCCCGAAAUGGCCUUGCACAUCGUCGCCAUCCCAGUCACUAUUGCCAUCUUGCUGUGUGCUGCCUUCUUCACCCAACGCGAGAACCGCAUCGGCGUGUGCCUGGUCAUCCUCCUCUACUUCGGCGGCCUGGCCUACUUCUUCUUCAAGCUGGUGCGCAUCUAUCAGCCGGGCUACAGCCAGAACUACGAUGCGGUCAGGCGAUCGCUGACGGCUUUCGCGGUCCUGACCAUCCUUCUCAUCAUCCUGACCAUCAUCAAUGCGUUCAUAUGCAUGAGCAAUUUUGGUGCAGGACUCAAGGCUCACCUGCUCAGGCCGAAGGGCGUCGACCCAGAGAAGGAGGACGCCAACUCAUACCAACUACAUGACCACAAGCCCUCGCUUCCUACUCGGAUGACUAUCGAUUAAGGGUUGGGCGGACCUUCUGGGCGAUGAAGGAUGGAGGAAGACGAGGCGAAGCGAGACGAGGGCAUUGCAUUCGCCCGGUUACGAAUUUUUACGACUCUGGAGUCUGAAGCAAAGCAACAAACUAGCUGGAAGAGGCUGUUUCCU
This is a messenger RNA of Chaetomium strumarium, 1542 nucleotides long. RefSeq lists its product as uncharacterized. The transcript has 3 exons. NCBI's taxonomy places the organism in Eukaryota, Fungi, Ascomycota, Sordariomycetes, Sordariales, Chaetomiaceae. The record is from RefSeq and is a predicted model, not a curated record. Gene Ontology annotation, cellular component: Golgi apparatus. Bases 295 to 1398 code for a protein of 367 amino acids.